Molecule: messenger RNA, 1458 nt
Organism: Pochonia chlamydosporia 170
Lineage: Eukaryota; Fungi; Ascomycota; Sordariomycetes; Hypocreales; Clavicipitaceae
Product: ribosome biogenesis protein
Exons: 2
Coding region: 1-1458 (485 amino acids)
Molecular function (GO): protein binding
Source: RefSeq, a predicted model, not a curated record
AUGUCGAAACGUGUCGCCGACGAGAAUGGCGAUGGCCCCCUCAAGGGUGGUGACCGCCCUGAACAGAUGGACAUUGACGACAAGGAAAUGGGCGAGUUUGAGGACGAGUUCGAGGAUGAAUUUGAGAGCGAAGACGAAAUUUUUGAGGCUGGUGUUGAUGGUCGUCCUGAUGCUGAGCGCGAAGCUGAAGAAAAGGCUGGUGCCAUGGAUGUCGACCAAGGUACUUUUAUUGUCGGACGAAACAAGCUGGAACCUGGCCAAACACUCGCACCUGACCUGACCACAUACGAGAUGCUUCACAACCUCAGCACGCCGUGGCCCUGCCUCUCCUUCGAUCUCGUUCGCGACACUCUAGGAGAUAACCGAAAGGCUUACCCUGCCACUAUGUACAUGGUUGCUGGUACCCAGGCCGAAACUGGCAAGGCCUCAGACAACCAGCUUUUGGUUAAUAAGUUCAGCGGAUUGAGCAGAAUGGAGAAGCAGGACGAGGAGGACUCUGACGACGACGACGACGAAGAUUCCGACCCUAUCCUCGAGAGCAAAUCAAUUCCUCUCAACUCCACUACCAACCGCAUUCGCGCACACCAGAUUCCCAGCAGCGAGCCUGGCCGGCCCCCUACUACAUUCACAGCUACCAUGACCGAGUCAAGCAAUGUCUUUAUCCACGAUGUUACUCCCCACCUGGCUUCGUUUGAUAACCCUGGAACUACUAUUACUGCGCAACAGAACAAGCCAAUUUCCACAAUUCGUGCACACAAGUCUGAGGGUUAUGCUGUCGACUGGUCUCCAAUGGUCCCAACCGGCAAGCUGUUGACUGGCGAUAAUGAUGGCCUCAUCUACGUGACCACCCGUACCGAUGGUGGUGGCUGGGUUACCGAUAACAGACCGUUCCAAGGUCACACUAGCAGUGUUGAAGAAAUCCAGUGGUCUCCAUCAGAGCAGUCCGUGUUCGCUUCCGCAUCAAGUGACGGCAGUAUCCGCAUUUGGGAUGUUCGAUCCAAGUCCCGAAAGCCAGCUAUUACCGUUCAAGUCUCCAAUUACGACAUCAAUGUCAUGUCGUGGUCUCGACAAACCAGCCAUUUGCUGGCGUCUGGAGCUGACGAUGGCAACUGGGGCGUCUGGGACUUGAGACAAUGGAAGACAAACACGGAUAAACCGCAGCCACUUGCCAGCUUCGAUUUCCACAAGGAACAGAUUACCAGCUUGGAGUGGCAUCCCACCGACGACUCCAUCAUGGCUGUGGCUGCUGGCGAUAACACCGUUACUCUGUGGGAUUUGGCUGUAGAAUUGGAUGAUGAGGAGAGCAAGGAUACCGCUGGCGUGAAAGAUGUGCCGCCACAGCUGUUGUUUGUCCAUUAUCUCAAGGACGUCAAGGAAUUGCACUGGCACCCGCAGAUUACGGGAAGCUUGGUAGCGACGGGAGAGGAGUUUAGCGUAUUCCGAACGAUUAGCGUUUAG